Sturnus vulgaris (Common starling) is the source of this 3194-nucleotide messenger RNA. The record is from RefSeq and is a predicted model, not a curated record. NCBI's taxonomy places the organism in Eukaryota, Metazoa, Chordata, Aves, Passeriformes, Sturnidae.
UUUUUUAAAUCCAGACCGAUAUGAGAAGUGACUUAAGCAGCAAGAUUAGAAGAUUUCCAUAUAUUAUCAGUAAGAAACAGUGCUUAGCUAGAUGAAAUUGAAGCUUGAACAGAAGAAUAGUAAUUACUGUGAAGCAUCUUACUUGGGCUUUCCUUGAGACUGCAGUAUUUAGAGAAAGAUUCACCCACUGGUGUGGACCAGACUUUUCCUUGUCUGGCCAUUUGGACAAGCAGCAGUGCGUCAAGGAACAGUGGUGUAGGAAAACUUUCUUGUAAGAUAUAUGCAGGGAUAAUCCAGAAACUGGACUGAAAGAAAACUGAGAGGUGGAAAGUGAGAGCUGAAUGCAAAAACGUAGCGUAAUUUGUGGGAAUUUUGCUGAAGGAAGUAUGCUUCCAUAAGGGUACAGUUUAUUUUCAGUAUAAAAGUGUACAGUGGUGAAAGUCCCCGCUCAGUGUUUUGUGACUUUCAUGUGGCGAAUGAGGUUGUCGGUCUGAAAAGCUGGAAAUUCUUAAUAAAAAAUGGCUAAACUCCUUAUUUGUGACUCCUUAAUCCUAAAGGGAGCUGUACAGGUCGCAAAGCACUAGGGAAAAGUGUGAUUAAUGAUCGGUGAUUAGUGAUAAGUGAUUAGUGGUUUUAUUCAAACUGUUACCUCUGACCAGAAGCACACAUCAGAGGAUUAACAGGCUCUUUAGAUAAAUGCUCAUUAGUGGAAGGGGGAAAGCAAAGAUAAUAGGCGUGCACACAGGGACAACUUUCUAGGAAAAUCAUUCCUGUCUCUGGCAUAAUAAGCUCUAUUAGUCGAAAGGCUCUUUAAUUUAAAAGUUGCUUUUAUCUUGUAAAUCAAAGAUGGAUGCAGAAGUUUGCUGCGCUAUUAUAGCCUAAAUUUUCCCAUAUCCACUAGAUGUGGAUUAUCUCAGUAGUGAUAUUUUAUUAAAAAAAACCCCACACCGCAAUUGAAUCUGUAAGAAACUGAACAUUCCCAAGGGCUAAAGCCCUGCAUCCCGAGGCAUCUGCUCCCAAAGCCUGCUGCUGGCAGCUAACUAGAUGGCGCAGUCCUGUUGUAUGUGAUUAUACACUUCUGGGUUAUGAACUUAGCAAGUAGCAGCUUGCUAGGUGUCCUUCAACACUUAAAACAAAGUUGAUUCUGUGCUGGGUUGGAGGCUAGACAGUGCUAUGAGUUUGUAGUCACAUUUUCCACUUCAGUUAAUCUAGGGAGUUAAAGGCUGCUGGAAAAAUUAGUCUCAUUUUCUGAAAGAGAUGGUGAGAGAAAGAAGAAGAGAAUGAGAGAGGGGCAAAUAGCUACAGCCCGGGACAUAACUCUUGAUUGCACUGUUUUGUACUGCGUAAAUGAAGUACAGUUCUGAUGGCCCUAAUUAAUGAAGCCUGAAAACUCCUGGAAGUUUUUCCCCCAGCUAUCACUGGCAAAGUUGUUUUUUUUUUUUUUUUUUUUUUUUUUUUAAUAAGUCACUAAAAAGAAGGAACAGUUGGUGAGGUGGUUAAACAAAACAACUUGGACCUGACUGUGCUUUACAGAUUAUGAUUUAUGAGGAAUCAAAGAUGAACUUGGAGCAGGAGAGGCCUUUUGUCUGCAGUGCCCCAGGCUGCUCACAGCGUUUUCCAACAGAGGAUCACCUGAUGAUUCACAGGCACAAACAUGAAAUGACUUUGAAGUUUCCUUCAAUAAAAACAGAUAAUAUGUUAUCAGAUCAGACUCCUACACCAACACGCUUUCUGAAGAACUGUGAGGAAGUCGGCCUCUUCAACGACAUUGACUGCUCCCUAGAGCACGAGUUUAGGAAGGCACAAGAAGAAGAGAACAACAAAAGGAAUAUCUCCAUGCAUAACACAGUUGGAGGAGCAAUGGCAGGACCUGGAUCCCACCAGCUGACAAACACAAGGAUGCCAAACCACGACACCAGCGUUGUGAUUCAACAAGCCAUGCCAUCUCCACAGUCCAGUUCUGUCAUUACACAAGCACCUUCCACAAAUCGGCAGAUCGGGCCUGUCCCAGGUUCUCUGUCUUCGCUACUGCACCUACACAACCGACAAAGACAGCCCAUGCCUGCCUCCAUGCCCGGCACCCUGCCCAACCCUACCAUGCCAGGAUCUUCUGCUGUACUCAUGCCUAUGGAGCGACAAAUGUCGAUGAACUCCAACAUCAUGGGGAUGCAAGGGCCGAACCUCAAUAAUCCAUGUGCUUCACCUCAAGUUCCCCCAAUGCAUUCAGAAGCCAAAAUGAGAUUGAAGGCAGCGCUGACUCAUCAUCCUGCCGCCAUGUCGAAUGGGAAUAUGAACACCAUGGGCCACAUGAUGGAAAUGAUGAGCUCGCGACAGGACCAGACACCGCACCAUCAUAUGCACUCACAUCCUCAUCAGCACCAGACACUGCCACCUCAUCAUUCGUACCCACAUCAGCACCAGCAUCCGGCACACCAUCCUCAUCCUCAGCCUCACCACCAGCAGAACCAUCCCCACCACCACUCCCACUCGCACCUUCACGCACACCCGGCACACCACCAGACCUCACCGCACCCCCCGCUGCACUCGGGCGGACAAGCACAGGUUUCGCCGGCGGCACAGCAGAUGCAGCCCACGCAGACGGUACAGCCACCACAGCCGACUGGAGGUCGCCGGAGGAGGGUGGUGGACGAAGACCCAGAUGAGAGGAGGCGGAAAUUUCUGGAAAGGAACCGAGCGGCUGCCACGCGCUGCAGACAGAAGAGGAAGGUCUGGGUGAUGUCACUGGAAAAGAAAGCAGAAGAGCUCACCCAGACAAACAUGCAGCUUCAGAACGAGGUUUCCAUGCUGAAAAAUGAGGUAGCACAGCUGAAACAGUUAUUGUUAACACAUAAAGACUGUCCGAUAACAGCUAUGCAGAAAGAAUCACAAGGAUAUCUAAGUCCCGAGAGCAGUCCUCCUGCAAGCCCAGUCCCAGCUUGCUCCCAGCAGCAAGUCAUCCAGCACAACACCAUAACGACCUCCUCCUCCGUCAGUGACGUCGUGGGAAGCUCCACUCUCACCCAGCUCGCCAGCCACAGAACAGACAUCAACCCCAUCCUUUAAAAGUGGUUGAUCAGAAACUGCUGGGGGAGUGUGGUACCGUAUCAAAGCGUCCUCUCUGCUAAGGACAUUUGCAACCGUAACUCAAGCCUGGAAGAUUCCUCAGUUCUUGAAAGACUCUGCCUGUUCAUUUU